Messenger RNA from Peromyscus maniculatus bairdii (prairie deer mouse), 1150 nucleotides. Lineage: Eukaryota; Metazoa; Chordata; Mammalia; Rodentia; Cricetidae. The record is from RefSeq and is a predicted model, not a curated record.
UGUGUUGUAGCAACACCAAGUGCCCUUGGACAUUUGUUCAGUGCCUAUAAAAUUCACCCACAGACAUGUUGUCAACACUGAGGAAUCUCUUUGGUAGAGAGAAUGGACAUCAUGGAGAGACCAGAAUCAGGAAGAAGGAAGCUGGCCCUAGGUCUCACUGGAAAACAUGGAGAGACCAAUGGUCCUGGGGAAGACGCAGGACCACUGGAGAGGCACCAUCCCAACUCUCCACCUUUGCUGAGCAGGAGCAGGAAAUGAACGAUGUGGAGAAACUUACCUUUCAGCUGCAGAGUAUGACAUAUGAGCAAACUGAGCUCUAUGGAAUCUUGGACACCUACACCAACAUGGAUUUGAAGAACAGGAUGGAUUCUCUGGAUAUGUUGAAAAAGGAGCAUAAGCGGGUGAUGUUGGACUUCCAGACAUUUCCUGUGGAGGUCAUUGAUGCCUUGAACAGGUGCAAGCAGCUGGUUGAGAAGAACGCAUCCUACAGCCUGAAACUCCGAGAUUUGGCUCAACUGAAAAGAAAUGUACGUGAGUUGAGGCUGGAGAACAGAAAGCUGUGGGAGGAGCAGGUUGCGCUUCAGGAGUCCUGUGAGGAGGUGAGGAAGCUCUUGAAGGAGGCCCAUGAGAAGAUCCGUGACCCCUGUGCUGAGCAGCAGCAGGGGUCAUGUGAGAUGGAAUGUAGGAAACAGCCUGCAAGGACUAGAGCCCAGAGCCAAUGCCAAGAGCAAGAGAGCCUGGAUGAAAGACUGAAGGACCUGCUGAAGCAGAAGGAGCCGGUCCCCCAGCUAGGGGACUUGUCAGACAAGCUACACUGUCACUUCUAUAUCUUUGAGAAGAGCCAGGGAAAGAACAGCUCAGGGGAUUGUGCUGGCCCAGUCAACAAGAACUUCUCCAGGAAAUGCCAUGUUUGAUCCUUAGUGUUUCUGGGGAUUGUCUACCCCUUAUUCCCUUCUGAGCUCUCUGGUAUCUUCUCAGUACCUUGUCCCCUGUGUCUCCUCACAAAUCUCUCUAUGAUAGUCCUCAACGUAGCCAGAGGAGGGUUAGUUGUGGAGGGCAGUGUGCGCUCCUGCCUCUUUAUUAUCCUUCCAGUACACCUUCUUUAGAGAGAACGUCUACCUUUGGGCAGACCUGCAUGCAGCACACUCCU